Oryza brachyantha (malo sina) is the source of this 1926-nucleotide messenger RNA. Its product is annotated as cytochrome P450 734A1-like. The transcript is spliced from 4 exons. The coding region runs from base 71 to 1597 and encodes 508 amino acids. Lineage: Eukaryota; Viridiplantae; Streptophyta; Magnoliopsida; Poales; Poaceae. The record is from RefSeq and is a predicted model, not a curated record. Gene Ontology annotation, molecular function: iron ion binding; monooxygenase activity; oxidoreductase activity, acting on paired donors, with incorporation or reduction of molecular oxygen.
AAAACUCCCAAAUCCAAGAACCACCUGCACCCUGAAGCUAAAGCUCGCAGAGGCCGAGCAGCCGCAGAAGAUGGCCGCGCUCCUGGGCGUCCUCCUCGCGGCCUUCCUCGCCGCCGCCGGCGGCUACGCGCUCAGCCUGCUCCACUCCUUCCUGUGGGUCCCGCGCCGCCUGGAGCGGCGGUUCCGCGGCCAGGGCAUCCGCGGCCCGCCGCGCCACCUGCUCUCCGGCAACGCCGCCGACUACCGGGCGCUGCACGCCGCCGCCCAGUCCACGCCGCUCGCGUCCUUCCACCACGCCGUCGUCGACCGCGUCGCGCCGCACUACCGCGAGUGGCCGAAGCGCUACGGCCGGCCGUUCCUGUUCUGGCUCGGGCCCCGGCCGCGGCUGGUGGUCUCCGACCCCGAGGCCAUGAGGGCCGUGCUGACCGACACGGGGACCUUCGUGAAAAUCGGGCCCGGCGCGAACAACCCGCUCGCGAAGCAACUCUUCAGCGAGGGCCUGGUGGGCCUCUCCGGGGAGACGUGGGCGCGCCACCGCCGCGUGAUCGCGCCGGCGUUCAACAUGGAGAGGGUCAAGGGAUGGGUUCCAGAAAUAACAGCUAUCAUAUCAUCCAUGCUGGAUAAAUGGGAAGUUAAAGAUCAAGCACGCUCUGAGUUUGAGAUAGAUGUAAACAAAGAAUUCCACACUUUGAUUGCUGAUGUCAUUUCCUGUGUGGCAUUUGGAAGUAGCUAUGAGGAAGGGAAGCGAGUUUUCCAAUUGCAGGAUGAGCAGCAAAACCUGGUACUUCUUGCACUGAGGAGUGUGUAUAUUCCUGGCUUCAGGUUUGUGCCAACAAAGAAGAACCGAAGAAGGCAUGCGCUAAACCAGGAAAUCCGGAAUUCCUUGCGUAAAUUGAUCGAGAUCAAUGGAAGGAAGUGUGAGGAUUCCAACAACUUGCUUGGGAUGAUGUUAUCAGCUAGUAAAAAUGGCAGCGAGUUCAGAAUGGGAAUCGAAGAAAUAAUUGACGAAUGCAAGACAUUUUACUUCGCCGGGAAAGAAACAACGGCCACAUUGUUGACAUGGGCGACUCUUCUUCUAGCUCUACACCAAGAGUGGCAAAGCAAGGCUCGCGACGAAGUGCUUCAAGUGUGUGGCAAGCACGAUCACCCGAAAGCGGAAAACCUGAGUGAUCUCAAAAUCGUAAACAUGGUGAUAAAAGAAACCCUCAGGCUGUAUCCUCCGGCUGUGCUUCUCAACAGGACGGCCAUCAGGGAUGUGAAGCUGGGCAAGCUCGACGUUCCGGCUGGCACGCAGAUCCAGCUGCCCGUCCUUGACAUCCACCACGACGUGAGCAUUUGGGGACCCGACGCAGAUGCGUUCGAUCCGUCAAGGUUCGCAGAGGGCAGGAGCUACCACCUCGGCGCGUACUUCCCCUUCGGGAUCGGCCCCACCAUCUGCGUCGGCCAGAACCUCGCGAUGGUCGAGGCGAAGGUCGCCCUCGCGAUGAUCCUCCAGCGCUUCGCGUUGGUGGUCUCGCCGUCCUACGUCCACGCGCCGAUGCUCAUGCUCACGCUCCAGCCCCAGUAUGGCGCUCAGGUUCUUGUCCACAAGAUCUGAGACCUUCGAUUGAUCUCUCUGUAUGGAUUUCCUGUGUGUUCUUGCAAUAAGGUAUUGUGAUUUGUGAAUGUUGUGUGUUCAGUGUUCUAUGUGUCUUCGUGAGCGGUUUUGAAAGGACGGCUCCAGCUUGUCUGAACGUUCGUUCUCUCAGAAAUGGGGCGAGGCGUCGUUAAAUCUGGAAUUUGCUGGAGGCAAUGAUAGAUUAGUGCCUUUUAGUGGGAGCAGUUACUGUGUAGUAGUACAGACUACUCUUGGUACCUACAGAUAUGCACAGAAAAUAAAAUGGUUUCAACACUUGCAAAUCUUGCUGAAAUCUACUGAUACAAAAU